Parnassius apollo (apollo) is the source of this 327-nucleotide messenger RNA. The record is from the annotation of a GenBank genome assembly. NCBI's taxonomy places the organism in Eukaryota, Metazoa, Arthropoda, Insecta, Lepidoptera, Papilionidae.
AUGGUGGUGUGUGUGUGGCAUGGCACGGCGACGGGCAAGUACCAUGCGGGCGUGCUGUCCAGCUGCGCGGCGCUGGAGCGGCGAUGCGUGCGCGCCGGCCUGCGCUGCGGCGAGCUAGCGCACGCGCUGCCAUUCGCGCCCGAGCAGCACUUCACCGAGUUCUCUAGCGUCGUCGCAGACAUGAAGAACAGCGUCGCGGGUGAACGAGCUACGGGAUACGGUGUUGCCUUACUCAACGUGUUGUUUGGUGCGCACACUAACAGCCGCUUGAUUCGUGCCCUAGCUCCGGGUUCCGGGACUGAUGACUUGUUCACACAUCAGGCCUGA